This is a messenger RNA of Manihot esculenta (cassava), 2387 nucleotides long. Its product is annotated as amino acid transporter AVT6E. The record is from RefSeq and is a predicted model, not a curated record. Gene Ontology annotation, biological process: amino acid transmembrane transport. Bases 316 to 1824 code for a protein of 502 amino acids. The transcript has a single exon. Gene Ontology annotation, molecular function: amino acid transmembrane transporter activity. Lineage: Eukaryota; Viridiplantae; Streptophyta; Magnoliopsida; Malpighiales; Euphorbiaceae.
AAAGACAAGCCAUCAUUAGGAGGGGCCCGUAUGACGUGGCAUGACUUUUAGCCGAAGGAAAAAAAAUCCAAAAAAGAAAACAAAUUCCGCCAAUGGCGAGACCUAUUCUUCCCCAAGCUCCCAUUUUUUUGUCUGCUAAAGCCUCCCGCUUUCCCUCUGCGUCAAAGAGAAAACAAAGGUUGACUCUCACACAGAUCUUGGGGGCCUCUCAUUAUCUCUCUGUAAGCAUUUACUUCCAUUUUCUCUUCCCCAUUUUCUGUAUUUCAAGAUCUGCAAAAGUUCUACAUCAAUUUGGUUGAUUCUUUUGUUUAUUUAAUGGAUAGCAAUUACACAGCUAUUCCCAAGAACUCCUUCGUAGAAUUACAAUUGAAUCAUGAUCCUGAAGGACCUUCACACCCAGAAAACACCCACAUCAAAUUGCUCCCUCUUAAUGAUAGGGAGGAAUUUAUAGAUCCCCAGAUCGAGAAUGCUAAAAUUUUAGGUGAUAAUGAUGGUGGUGGUGGGGGUGAUUAUGAUGAUGAUGAUGAUUUUGAUAUUGAUAGUUAUCCUCUUGUUCUUUCUAAAUCCAAUAAUGGAUCUGGAAUUUACGGUGCGGUUUUUAAUCUCACCACAACUAUUAUUGGGGCCGGGAUUAUGGCAUUGCCAGCUACAAUGAAGGUUCUUGGAUUGGGUUUAGGGAUUGUGUUGAUCAUUCUGAUGGGUAUUGUCUCUGAAAUCAGCGUUGAAUUAUUAAUUAGGUUUUCCGCUCUUUGUAAGGCUUCUUCCUACGGUGAAGUUGUCGAAUGUGCUUUAGGGAAAACUGCCAGGGUUUUGUCCGAGAUUUGUAUAAUUGUGAACAAUGCAGGUUUUAUGGUUGUCUAUUUGAUAAUUAUAGGUGAUGUUUUGUCUGGAUCUUUCCAUCAUGUUGGGGUUUUAGAUCAAUGGUUAGGACAUGGUGUGUGGGAUCAUAGGAAGCUGGUGAUUUUGGUUGUGGUUGUGAUUUUUCUUGCACCUCUCUGUGCUCUGGAUAAGAUUGAUUCACUUAGCUUAACAUCAGCUGCUUCUGUGGUUUUGGCUGUUGUCUUUGUUGUGGUAUGUUUUAUUGUUGCUUUUAUUAAGCUUGUUGAAGGCAAAAUUGAGGUUCCAAGAAUGACUCCUGAUUUUGGUUCAAAGAAGGCCAUUUUGGAUUUGCUUGUGGUGAUUCCCAUCACGACAAAUGCUUAUGUCUGCCAUUUUAAUGUUCAGCCUAUAUAUAAUGAACUUGAAGGUCGAUCACCCCAGAAGAUGAACCAAGUGGGGAGAAUUACAACUAUUCUUUGCGUUAUUGUUUAUGCUUCGACUGCCAUUUCAGGUUAUUUACUCUUUGGGAAGGAUACUGAAGCUGAUGUGCUGACCAAUUUCGACGUAGACCUCGGGAUUCCUUUUAGCUCUGCCAUAGAUUAUAUUGUGAGGGUUGGGUAUGUUCUUCAUUUGGUUCUUGUUUUUCCUGUUGUUCAUUUCUCUUUAAGGCAAACAGUGGAUGAUAUGGUGUUUGAGGGAUCAGCUCCACUCGCGGAGAGCAGGAAAAGAUCUUUAGCAUUAACUGCAGUGCUAUUGGGAUUGAUUUAUUUUGGCUCUACUAUGGUGCCAAACAUUUGGACAGCUUUCAAAUUCACAGGGGCAACUACAGCAGUGUCAUUAGGUUUUAUAUUUCCGUCUCUUAUUGCACUGAAAUUAAGUGAUCGAGGCGAGAGUUUGAGCCAUGGAGAGAAGUUGUUGUCAUGGUUUAUGCUAAUCAUGGCAAUAAUAGUUAGCAUUGUUGGAGUAAUUGGAAAUAUUUAUAGCCUUAAAGGCCAAUCCAAAUGAUAUUCUUCUUACAGCUUUUGGUGUUAGUUUCUAUGCAAAAAGCAUUGCCAAUUUUCUCCAGAUUCGAGUGGGUGAUAAUUUCUCUGGUGUCUGCCCAUUUCAGACAACCAAAUCUAAUUGGGAAAUUGAUGGACCUCUGGCAAAAUGUUGUUUCAGAUUGCACAGAUGUGAUGAGGUUCUUACAAAAGCUCAGACAGAUCUGGAGGGUGCCCUGAUGUUUGACACACAGAGACUAUCAGACAACUGUAACAAACCAUUUGAAGAAUGUUUAGGUAAAAUACUUUUUAUUUAGUUUAUAUUUAUAUGACACCCACUAUGUUUAAGUUAAUGAAGAACAUACAUCUCAGUUGCAGUAGGAUUUUGUUGUUUCUUUUGCCACGAAUGUCAUUCUAAAUGUAUACUCCAACAGCAAGAAUGCUGCAAUAAGGUGAUCUUUUUCUUUUUUCUUUCCCAUAUUAUUAGACUGUAUUCCUAUCCUGUUUGCUCUCAAUGCUAAACUUGCCAUUGAUUGCUAUCGAUUGUAGUUUGUUUUUCCUAUUAAUGAAGGAAGUAUUAUAUUUUAA